Molecule: messenger RNA, 3865 nt
Organism: Gadus morhua (Atlantic cod)
Lineage: Eukaryota; Metazoa; Chordata; Actinopteri; Gadiformes; Gadidae
Gene: mat2aa
Product: methionine adenosyltransferase 2Aa
Exons: 9
Coding region: 287-1459 (390 amino acids)
Biological process (GO): S-adenosylmethionine biosynthetic process
Molecular function (GO): ATP binding; methionine adenosyltransferase activity
Source: RefSeq, a predicted model, not a curated record
UAUCGGUAGAGUUCAGCAUCCCUCCUCGGCGAGGAUCAUAUGGGCUUUUUCCAACACGACCAUUGGCUGUAGUGAAAACAAGUGGGCGUGGACACUGACGCCUCAAGACUGACUCAACGUUUCACCGGCAAUCUAUUAACUCACACCUAAUUUGUUGGUAGUUUAUCAUCACAAGGAGCGAACCGCACCAACAGUGGAAGCCGUUUUAAGCCCCGUAGGAACCCCAGCGUGCUCUCCUAAGUAAGCUAGUGUCUAGCCGGUGCAGCGUACAAUAAUCCUCCAGAAGAUGAACGGCUAUAACUCUCUUCAUGAUGAAGACUGUUUCCUUUUUACCUCCGAGUCUGUUGGAGAAGGUCAUCCAGAUAAGAUUUGUGACCAAAUCAGUGACGCGGUUCUGGACGCCCACCUCAAGCAGGAUCCUGACGCUAAAGUAGCAUGUGAGACGGUGGCGAAGACGGGCAUGAUCCUGCUGGCCGGGGAGAUCACAUCCAGGGCUCACGUGGACUACCAGAAGAUCGUGAGAGAGACCAUCAAGCACAUCGGCUACGAUGAUUCCUCCAAAGGCUUCGACUACAAGACCUGCAAUGUCCUGGUUGCGUUGGAGCAGCAAUCCCCCGACAUCGCUCAGGGAGUCCACCUGGACCGCAAGGAGGAGGACGUCGGGGCUGGAGACCAGGGUCUGAUGUUCGGCUAUGCCACCGAUGAGACAGAGGAAUGCAUGCCCCUCACCAUCAUUCUGGCUCACAAGCUCAACGCCAAGAUGGCUGAGCUGCGCCGCGAUGGAACCUUGCCCUGGCUACGGCCCGACUCCAAAACCCAGGUGACGGUGCAGUACAGGCAGGACCGCGGGGCCAUGCUGCCCCUGCGCGUGCACACCGUGGUGGUGUCGGUGCAGCACGACGAGGUCGUCUCCCUGGAGGAGAUGCGGGCGUCCCUGAAGGAGUGUGUGGUGCGGGCGGUGGUGCCCCCGGCCUACCUGGACGACGACACCGUCUACCACCUGCAGCCCAGCGGGCGCUUCGUCAUCGGAGGCCCGCAGGGCGACGCCGGCCUCACCGGUCGCAAGAUCAUCGUGGACACCUACGGGGGCUGGGGGGCCCACGGCGGCGGGGCCUUCUCGGGGAAGGACUACACCAAGGUGGACCGCUCGGCUGCCUACGCAGCCCGCUGGGUGGCCAAGUCCCUGGUGAAGGCGGGCCUCUGCAAGCGGGUCCUGGUGCAGGUGGCGUAUGCUAUUGGGGUGGCCCACCCUCUGUCCAUCUCCAUCUUCCACUAUGGGACGUCCGACCGCAGUGAGAGGGAGCUGCUGGACAUCGUCAAGAGGAACUUUGACCUGCGUCCCGGUGUCAUUGUCAGGGAGCUGAAGCUGAAGAGGCCCAUGUACCAGUGCACCGCAGCGUACGGCCACUUCGGACGGGAGGACUUCUCCUGGGAGGUGCCCAAGAAGCUCAAGUACUGAGUACGGGUCCUCUCCCAGCCUCACACCGGUUUGUGUGAUCUCUCCACCCACUAGGGGGUGCUGUUGUUCCUCCCGUGUUCCUUUCCAUUCUCUCAACCCUCCCCCCUCCCUCACCCCCUCCCGGCGUGGUCCCUAGCACUCACUACUGUGUGCUGUACUACCCCUUUUUUUUAAAGAGAAGGCAACUGAAGGUUCGAUGGCAAAAUAACAACAACAAUUAUAAUAACCGAUUAUAGAUGAUACAUGAACUUGAUAGAGGUAGUGCCACUUGGUUCAAUUGCAUUAUGAUUUAUAUUUAUAUAGUGGGGAAAGCGUUGAUUAUUUGCGCUUAACUUGUAUUAAACGUUAACAUCAUUCUAUGAAAUAAACCCGAAAGUGUCAGGGCCAAAUACUGGUCAGAGGGCCGGUAAAUAACGAUAAUCAAUGUUUGUGCAACAGUGUUUUUUUGACUUCUCCCGUUGUUACAGCAGGCUUAUGCCAUAUUUCAGAAGCCUGCUUGCUCUCUCUGUUUCCUGUUCAUAUCACAUUAGCUGACUUCUAAACCGAUAAUGCACUGUAAUCUUGUCUCAUGCAAGAUUAUGUUGCUCUCUCUUUAUUGGCUUGCAGUGUUCCCAAAUGCUCACUGCUGUCGUGUUACACUCCACUCUGUCGUUCUUUCAAAGUUGGAGGUCGCCGUAAAGAUUGUGUAGACCUCCACCCAGAAGGGAGCAAGAGCACCCAUGCUUUUUCCCCAACCACAAGUAGCGUUUUGUCCCUGAUUUAAGCCUUUUACGCUGGAUGCGCAGGCAUCAUACAUGAGAAUGAGCUCCAGUAUGAGGACACAGUGACUUGUUUAAUGGAAAGGGAUUCUCUCAACAACAAUGGGCAAUACUUGUGAGCAGGAGAAAAUCCUUGUCCCCUUUUGAUAGUUACAAUUGGUUGGGCACCCAUAACAAGCUUUUUAAAAGUUCCUAGCCAUAACAGAAACAUGACAUUUAUACCCCAAAUACCUCUUUCUUAGAGGAAAGGCAGUUAAUGGUCUGGCGGCUUCAAUCUGCACAUGCUAGCGUGCUAAAGCUAGCACCCAUCUACACCCCCCCAUGGAGUUUGAUGUAGGCCAACUGUAGAAGCUAUGAACACGAUAGUGGAUGUUGCAGCAGCUGUAAACACAAAGGAGAAGUUUUACAGAGAACUGAGAAGCUGCUAAUAUUAGUCUCUGGGUGCUCACAUGGAUCGCCGCACACCCUUUUACUAUAUUUAUCGACGUGAUGUGAAUGUUUGUCACGCUGGCCUAUCGGACCACGUUGUAGACAAUCGUGGCCUGCAGAGCUGUGAGUACGGGUGUAGCUACAGAGAAACCCGGCGCAGCCUGCAGGGCACCACCCUUAAGGCCUUUUAGAGCAAGGAACCGGACACUAAAACUGUCCUUAAUGUUGGUCAGGAGGAGAGGGGGGCAGGGUUCGUAGUGCGUGUGUGUUUGUGUGAGACUGUCUUUAGUUGUUCUUCUUUCGGCUCUGGUACCUAUAUUCACGCUGAGAGACUUGCUUCCUCAGGAUGCAGCAGCUGUAGUGGUUGCUGUCUUCUCUCCAUUUUGAGUGUGGGUUGGCCUGCGCGUGGUUGACUACAAGAUGGCUGCUGCAGGUGGGGGAAUACCUGAGUUUGAGUCGACGUCCCGUUUUUGCUAAAUCUAGGGAAUAUUUUUGUAGUUUUUCGUCAUAGCGCUACAUUUAGUAGUUGAAAAGAGCAACGUUGGGAUCUUUUGGGUGCGGGGGAGGUUAAAUAACUACAGCGCAGUAUGACGUCUGACUCAUUCCGUGUACAGAGGUGAAUGUUGUAUUUUGUUAAACGACACCACGAGUCUGGCGCCCACGCGUCCGUGUCGGGCUGUAUUCCGCUGUAUUAUAUUGAGUGUGGGGAAGGUGUCGUCAGUGUGAUGUGCGUGCAGUGGCCCCUGACGUCUUUGGUGUUCGAGUCCUCGGCCCUACAAUGAGUGACUGUGUGAGGUAACGUGUUGCUGAGCAUUCCACGGGUCGAUGGGUAUCUCGAACACCACAGGAAGUCUCUCAAACAAAAAAAACCUUUCCACAUGUGGAUCCCUCCGACAGACUGAAGCAGAUUGGCUGGUGUUGUACAGAGAAACCAGCCCGUUUACAUGCUUCUCUGUGGGUUCCUGUUGUUCCACCACCCUUUUUUUUUAUCUCAGUAUUUGUUGCUGUUACAGACAUGUCUACUGGUGUGGAUAAUGACAUUAGUAAAAGUGCCUUUCUAACAUUCUGCCCUUCUCGUGUGGCGCGGCCGGAAUCCCCAGAAUGUAAAUUGGCCACCCCCUCCCCCCCCCCCCCCCCCCCCCCCACAACACUGUCUUCCCCAAUGUAUCCAACGUUGUGCUGUCCAACACGGUUGCUAUCUGAAUAAAAUAUCCUACCC